Molecule: messenger RNA, 980 nt
Organism: Nicotiana tabacum (common tobacco)
Lineage: Eukaryota; Viridiplantae; Streptophyta; Magnoliopsida; Solanales; Solanaceae
Product: ethylene-responsive transcription factor ERF025
Biological process (GO): regulation of DNA-templated transcription
Molecular function (GO): DNA binding; DNA-binding transcription factor activity
Source: RefSeq, a predicted model, not a curated record
AAUCAUCCAAUAUCCAAAGAAGCCUAAGUAGCAAUAUCUCCACUACUUGUCGUAUUGCAUGGCUGAUCAUUUCUUUGACGUUACGCCAAGCGACAAUCCUCCCCCUUCAGAAAACUUCUCCCCCACUGGCUCUGCUAGUGGUAAUGUACUAUCACCUCGUAGGCAUCCGAAUUUUCGAGGAAUUCGGCAAAGGAACUGUAAAUGGGUGUCUGAAAUUCGCGAGCCUCGAAAAACUACGCGUAUUUGGCUAGGUACCUUCUCCACUCCUGAGAUGGCUGCUGCUGCAUAUGACGUUGCAGCUUUGGCAUUAAAAGGUCCCGAUGCUCCCUUAAAUUUCCCAGAUUCCGCUUACUCGUACCCCGUCCCGGCUUCUCUUUCGGCCACGGACAUUCGUGCUGCUGCUGCAAAUGCUGCUGCUGCUAGAGCACCUCCAAUUUCAGAAAGCAAUAGUCAUGAAGUGCUGGCUGAAACUGAAAAUUAUGAAGGGGCAUCGACUACUGUAGCAGCUACAUUUGUGGAUGAAGAGGAAAUUUUUGGAAUGCCAAAAUUGCUGGACGAAAUGGCAGAGGCAAUGCUUGUUAGCCCGCCAAGGAUGCAUCAGUCAACAUCUUACGAUGAAUCACCUGAAAAUUCUGAUGCAGAUAGUCUCUGGAGCUAUCCUUAAACUAUGGCCCCCAUGUACAGUCCAGAACUAGAAUAACGGAACCACUAUUAGUAAAAGUUAAGUGGGUGUGAACGAGUACUUGUAUUUCUUUUUUCUUCUUUCAGCAAAAAAGGAAGUUACUUUACUUUUAUUGAAACAAUUAACUUGACUUCUCAAAAAUCAAAACUAUUAAUUCAGAAGUCAAAGGAAAUUGUUUUCAAUUUCUGCGUAACUUCUUCAAAAUGAAUACACCCAUAUAAACUUGGUGUGUGGACUCUCAUUAUUGUUUAUAGUUGAGAAGUCCCUUUUCUUGUAAUGUACGAGUAAUUAAUCUUGA